This is a messenger RNA of Phlebotomus papatasi, 1725 nucleotides long. Its product is annotated as cytochrome c oxidase subunit 3-like. Gene Ontology annotation, molecular function: cytochrome-c oxidase activity. Gene Ontology annotation, biological process: mitochondrial electron transport, cytochrome c to oxygen. Gene Ontology annotation, cellular component: mitochondrion; membrane. Lineage: Eukaryota; Metazoa; Arthropoda; Insecta; Diptera; Psychodidae. The transcript has a single exon. The record is from RefSeq and is a predicted model, not a curated record.
AUAGUAAAUUAGCAAUUACUUCUAAUGAUUUUUUUAAAAAAUUAGUUAAACCCAUAACAUUAGCUUGUCAAACUAAAAUUAUCUAUAAAGAUAUUUUUUAAUUCCACAAAUAGCACCUCUUAUAUGACUAAGAUUAUUCUUAUUUUUUCUUGUAAUUUAUCUAUUUUUUAAUAUUAUUAACUAUUUUUCAUUUCUUCCUUCAAGAAAAAAAUCAGAAUCUUUAUCUAAACUAAAUAAGUCUUCUAUAAAUUGAAAAUGAUAAGAAAUUUAUUUUCUGUUUUUGAUCCAUCUACAACUAUUAUAAAUUUCUCAUUAAACUGAAUUAGUACGAUUUUAGGAGUUUUAUUUAUUCCUAUUACUUUUUGAUUUAUUCCUUCUCGAUUUCAUAUUUUAUGAAAUAAAAUCACUUUAACUCUAAAUAAUGAAUUUAAUACCUUAUUAGGAGAAAAUAAACAUCAAGGAAGAACAUUCUUAUUUAUCUCAUUAUUCUCUAUUAUUUUAUUCAAUAAUUUCUUAGGAUUAUUCCCUUACAUUUUUACAUCUACAAGUCACUUAACUUUAACUUUAACAUUAGCCCUUCCUCUCUGAUUAAGUUUUAUAUUAUUUGGAUGAAUUAAUCACAUACAACAUAUAUUUGCUCAUCUUGUCCCUCAAGGAACUCCUUCAGUUCUUAUGCCGUUUAUAGUAGUUAUUGAAUCAAUCAGAAAUAUUAUUCGCCCAGGUACAUUAGCAGUUCGAUUAAUAGCAAAUAUAAUUGCAGGACAUUUAUUGAUAACUUUAUUAGGAAACACAGGCCCUUCUAUAUCCUAUUAUUUAAUUUCACUAUUACUAAUUACACAAAUUGCUCUUCUAGUCCUUGAAUCCGCUGUAGCAAUAAUUCAAUCUUAUGUUUUCGCAGUUUUAAGUACAUUAUACUCUAGAGAAGUGAUUUAAUGUCAACACACUCAAAUCAUCCCUACCAUCUUGUAGAUUAUAGCCCUUGACCUUUAACAGGGGCUAUUGGAGCAAUAACGUUAGUUUCAGGAUUAGUUAUAUGAUUCCAUCAAUAUAAUAUAACAUUACUAUUCCUAGGAAUUAUUAUUACUUUAAUAACUAUAUAUCAAUGAUGACGAGAUAUCUCCCGUGAAGGAACAUUUCAAGGUCUUCAUUCUAUACCUGUUACUUUUGGAUUACGUUGAGGAAUAAUUUUAUUUAUUAUUUCUGAAGUAUUUUUUUUCAUUUCAUUUUUUUGAGCAUUUUUUCAUAGAAGAUUAUCCCCUAAUAUUGAAUUAGGAGCAGAAUGGCCUCCAACAGGAAUUUAUCCUUUUAACCCAUUCCAAAUUCCACUAUUAAAUACAGCUAUUCUCUUAGCUUCAGGGGUUACUGUUACAUGAGCUCAUCAUAGCUUAAUUGAAAAAAAUCAUUCCCAAGCUUCUCAAGGUCUUUUUUUUACUAUUAUUUUAGGAAUUUACUUUACAAUUCUUCAAGCCUAUGAAUAUAUUGAGGCAUCAUUUACUAUCGCCGAUAAUGUUUAUGGAUCAACCUUUUUUGUAGCUACAGGGUUUCACGGACUCCAUGUCUUAAUUGGAACCACUUUUUUAAUUAUUUGUUUAAUUCGACAUCUACAAAAUCACUACUCCUCGUCUCAUCAUUUUGGAUUUGAAGCUGCAGCCUGAUAUUGACAUUUUGUUGAUAUUGUUUGAUUAUUUUUAUAUGUAUCUAUUUAUUGAUGAGGUAAUUAAUUUA